AUGCUAAUCAAAAGGGAGCUCCAAAUGGAUGAUUACCUCUCCAACCCACAAAGUGAAGAUACAAAGCCCAUCAUCUCCUCUCUCGAAACACCUAAACCGAAGAAAUCUAAAUCCAAUACCUCCUCAACUCCCUCUUCUUCGAACGGAUCCGCCACACCUUCCCCCACCAAGAGAGCCAAAUCGAAGGCAUCACCUUCUACUGUGGACCAAGAUGGACUUAGCGCCAAGGGGAAAUUCGCAAUCAUGAUUAUUGAAAAGGAUAUCGAGGCGUUAAAGAAAGAUGAGGUUGAAGCUGCUACCGGACUCACUUCUGGUCAACAAAGAGACCUAGUCAGAAAAGACGCGAAAGGCGCUUUGAGAAAGAGCUUGAUGGCUGUUGCUGAGAAAUUGUAG
Kwoniella mangroviensis CBS 8507 is the source of this 393-nucleotide messenger RNA. RefSeq lists its product as uncharacterized. Bases 1 to 393 code for a protein of 130 amino acids. The record is from RefSeq and is a predicted model, not a curated record. The transcript is spliced from 2 exons. NCBI's taxonomy places the organism in Eukaryota, Fungi, Basidiomycota, Tremellomycetes, Tremellales, Cryptococcaceae.